This is a messenger RNA of Otolemur garnettii (small-eared galago), 2374 nucleotides long. RefSeq names its product zinc finger protein 517 (gene ZNF517). The record is from RefSeq and is a predicted model, not a curated record. The transcript is spliced from 5 exons. The coding region runs from base 291 to 1793 and encodes 500 amino acids. Gene Ontology annotation, biological process: regulation of DNA-templated transcription. NCBI's taxonomy places the organism in Eukaryota, Metazoa, Chordata, Mammalia, Primates, Galagidae.
ACAGAUUCUUAAUGAGCACUCCCCAAGUGCCAGGCCCUGGGGAUACAGAUUAGAGGCCUUGUUUCAUGAGAGAAAGUGGGUAAGAGGCAAGUAGGUUAACUGGUCUUAUGUCAAAUGACAGAAUGCUACGAAGAAAUUUAAACCAAGAGUGAGGAUAAGGAAUUCUGGUGACAGGGGAGGCAGCACUUUCAAAUAGUAUCAUGGAGGACCUCCCUGGGAACAUGUCGUUCAGCAAAUGCUCGAAGAGUGCUCAUCUCUAGUACCUGUUGCAUCCCACCAUAUACCCUGGAAUGGCAAUGGCACUCCCAAUGCUUGGACCUCAGGAGAUCAUCGCAUUUGAGGAUGUGGCUGUGUACUUCACGAGGAUAGAGUGGAGUUGCCUGACCCCUGAUCAGCGGGCACUCUACAGAGACGUUAUGUUGGACAACUACAGGAACCUGGCCUCGCUGGGCUUUCUUGUCGCUAAACCAGCACUGAUCUCUCUCUUGGAGCAAGGAGAGGAGCCAGGGGCCUUAAUUCUGCAGGCGGCUGAAAAGAGAGGAACCAAGGCCAGCCUGUGGACAGAUUCUGGGAUGGAGUAUGGCAUGGCAGAGAAUUCCAUGAGGAGGGCCAUCUCUAAGCAAGCUGGACUGUCGGGCAGGGCUUGGGGCUGCCUCUCCCAGAGGGCCCCCAAGCUACCCAGCCCGGAUGGCAGUCCUGAGGACAGGUCAGAUAAGCGACGCCUCCUGCCCAGAGCUCAGGCAGGGGAGCUAAGCACCUCACCCGCGUCUCUGCAAGAAGAGUGGGGUCACCCGCCUGCCGGGAGCUCAGCCGCCAGUGCACAGAGGGGCUACAGGUGCGAGUGUGGCAAGGUGUUUAGGUAUCAGUCGCUGCUGCUACGACACCGCGUGAUUCACACGGGGGCCAAGCCCUUCCAGUGCACCGAGUGCGGCAAGGCUUUCACACAGAGCUCCAUCCUGCUGCGGCACCAGCUGAUCCACACUGAGGAGAAGCCCUUUCAGUGCAGUGAGUGCGGCAAGGCCUUCCGGCAGAGUGCACAGCUGGCGUCCCACAGCCGGGUACACACCCAGGAGCGGCCCUACGCCUGCAGCGAGUGCGGCAAGGCCUUCAGCCGCAGCUCGCGGCUCCUGCAGCACCAAAAGUUCCACACCGGGGAGAAGGCCUACGAGUGCGGUGAGUGCGGCAAGGCCUUCUGCCGCCGCUUCACCCUCAACGAGCACCGGCGAAUCCACAGUGGGGAGCGUCCCUACAGCUGCCGUCGCUGUGGCCAGUGUUUCAUCCGGGGGGCCUCGCUCCUGAAGCAUCGUAGGCUGCAUGCCGAGGAGAGCCUGCAGGACGGCCGCGGGGUGAGCCCCUUGCCCGUGGCGGCACCUAAGGCCCACACCGGGGACAAGACCCACGAAUGCACUGUGUGCCAGAGGCCAUUCAGGCACAACUCCCUGCUCCUGCUGCACCAGCGGCUCCACACCGGCGAGAAGCCGUUUGCCUGCUUGGAAUGCGGCAAGGCUUUUAGCCGCAAAUCAAACCUCACUCUGCACCAGAAGACCCACACUAAAGAGAAGCCCUUCAUGUGCACGGAGUGUGGCAAGGCUUUCCGCAGGAGCUACACACUGAAUGAGCACUACCGGCUCCACAGUGGCGAGCGGCCAUACAGGUGCCGAGCGUGCGGGAGGGCCUGCAGCCAGCUGUCUACCCUAAUCCAGCACCAGAAGGUCCACCGCCGAGAGCACCUGGAGGGAGGAGAGGGGAGGAAGGGCAGGCGGGUGCCCUGCUGGACUGCCCGUAGGCAGUGACAAACAGGCAGAGGAUCCACUUACCCCCAGGGACCCCAAAAGAGAAAGCUGUUCUAAGCAUGCAGCAAAGCAAGGGGCCAGGGAUGGCCUAUGCCAAACGGAGCAUAAAGAGCAAGAUGAAGAUGGGCAGGACAGGGAGGGCGAGCCUGGGGUGAGUCACGCCGGCCUCAGCCCAAGAGUGGUGAGGCUGUGUGCCUGGCUACCAGGACAGCAGUUCUCUGAGCCCUGGUGGGUCUGUCCCUGAUACACACCAGGCUCUAACAAGCUGUGUUUUUCUUUUUGCACAUGUUUAUUUUCUAAAUAUUGACUUGUGAUCAGACAAAAAAAGGGUUUUGUUGGCUUAGCUAUAUACUUAUUAUUAAGAUUGGCCAGGAAUACCAGAGUCUGCUUGAAGGGGCAGGGACACAGAGACACCUGGAAGUCACAGGUGGACUGAGGGUGCAGAUGUACCAGUGGCAGAGGCCAGGGCCUCAGGUGGGGCUGUGUGUGACUAUAGGGACCUGCCUUCUCUGGGUCUGUCUGCAGAAGGAGAUCUUCUGUGAGGUCUUGCUGGUAAGUGAGGAAGUUUUUUUCUUUUGAGA